AUAUAACACACACACACACACACAUUGAUUUAUCGAAAAGAAUCGAAACAAAAAAAAACAACUGGUCCGUUCAUAAACAGAAUUACUUCGAAUUGAAAGAAAAAUUCGAAUCUUUUUCAUUUUUAAAAUUUGUAAAAUUUAAAAUUAUUCAUUCAGGACCUUCAUUGAAAUUCGAAGUAAAAUGGCUGAUUACGAAACGAUUGAAUCAAGUGAUGGACAGAAAAAAUUAAAACAAAUUCUCGAUAAUUAUCAAGGUGAUCGAAGAUCAAUCAAUGGACGUCGUGGUUGUGGUUUUGAUACAUCCGUUCUAUUAAAUUAUCGAAAAUAUUUAAAACAUAAAAUUCGAUCAUUGGAAAGUGUGAAUAAAUCAUCUACAUUAUAUUAUGAAUUGCCAAUGCACAAUGGACUCUCAUUGGUCACAAUGAAAUCACCAAAUAUGUCUGAUCAAUCAGAUAAAAUAUCAAAAUCUAAAUCAAAACGACGAACAAAUUCCAGUCAAUCUUCGAAAAACUACAGCAAACAUAAUGUGACAUCAUUAUCCUCAAAAUAUUCAAUGAUUCCUUCACAGCUAAAUGAAUAUUUGCAAUCAAACUUUAACCGAUCGGUUCAUAAAAAACCUAAUCAAAAUUAUUAUCAUCGUGAUCAGAAAAAUUCGGAAGCUUUGUAUUUCAAUAAUAGCCAACAACAACAAUCAAAUUUUCCAACAUUUAGUACAUUCUCAAUAGCAGAUAUCAAUCAUCAUAAUCAAGAAAUGAUGAAAAACAAUAAUUCCAAAAAGUUUGAUCGAAUCAUUAUUAAUGAUCAAGAUUAUCCAUAUUUUUAGCUAUAUUUAUGACAAUGAAAGGCGAUUAAUUUAUUUCAUUUAAAUCUUAAGAUCCUGAUAUAGACGAUAUUUUUCAUAUUGAUUUUCGUUGAAUCAAA
This is a messenger RNA of Dermatophagoides pteronyssinus (European house dust mite), 921 nucleotides long. RefSeq lists its product as uncharacterized. Gene Ontology annotation, cellular component: PRC1 complex. Gene Ontology annotation, biological process: negative regulation of transcription by RNA polymerase II; protein sumoylation. NCBI's taxonomy places the organism in Eukaryota, Metazoa, Arthropoda, Arachnida, Sarcoptiformes, Pyroglyphidae. Gene Ontology annotation, molecular function: SUMO binding; SUMO ligase activity. The record is from RefSeq and is a predicted model, not a curated record.